UUUGUUUAUUUUCAUUUGCAAUGUUGCCAAUAUGAAGAAAAUUCUUUAACUGGCUUUUGACAUUUGUGGUAUUUUCACAUCACAAUUCUCGUCUUUAUUGAUAUUUUUUUCGAGUAAAAGUAUUUCCUUUAAUGGAAAUUUCCCUGUAAGAUUUUGCAAAGAAAAAGUUCUGGUCUCAGCAACAAUGUCCGUCGCUCAGUUUUUGGAGGGCUUACCUUCCUACAAUGAGAAUAAUUUUACAAAAUUUCAUGUGGACACAAACAGUAGAUCGCCUUUGAAAAGGCCAUCAGUAUAUAUCCCCACAAAAGAUUAUCCUUCUGAGCAGAUUAUCGUAACAGAGAAGACUAGUAUACUACUAAAAUAUAUGCAGCAACAUUGGGAUAAAAAGGUAAAUAGUUCAGUUAAGAAACGUGACGUUCCUCCUCAAUCAGAGGAGCCUGCGAGGAAAAGGCCAAGGACAGAAUGCAGUAGGGAUAAUUCACGUGACAAUGUAAGGACCCUGAAUGACUUUUGAGUUUAUAAUCGGGCAACCCCAUCUGAGAAAAAUCUCUUCCAUGUGCACAUUUUUUUUACUCGUCUUUUUUUAUAUGCCGCUAUUUGUAUUUAAUUAUAUUUAAGAUUUGUUAUUUGUAAUUCCUUUUCAAUUUUAAGUUAUUGCUGGACUUUUAACCGUCUCAUGAAAUCGGUGUACCCUAAAAUUGAGGUUCAUAAACCCAUGUAGUAGGAGUAUUCCCACGUUUUGUAAGUUUUUGGUUGUAGGUCAAUUUAAAUUUUCAGUUUGUAUAAAUUCAAAAUAUAUGAAUAUAUAUGUAAUCCAUACAUUACUCUUAGUGUGCAUGUAUUUUUCCAUAAGAGUAUUAUUUGUUUUGUAUUUAAAUAAAGGAAUAAACGUGUUAAUGUAA
Messenger RNA from Anoplophora glabripennis (Asian longhorned beetle), 902 nucleotides. RefSeq names its product DET1- and DDB1-associated protein 1. Gene Ontology annotation, cellular component: Cul4-RING E3 ubiquitin ligase complex. The transcript is spliced from 4 exons. Gene Ontology annotation, biological process: positive regulation of proteasomal ubiquitin-dependent protein catabolic process. Lineage: Eukaryota; Metazoa; Arthropoda; Insecta; Coleoptera; Cerambycidae. The coding region runs from base 185 to 514 and encodes 109 amino acids. The record is from RefSeq and is a predicted model, not a curated record.